UGAGGAAUGUCAAAUCUAUUGUACGAACCAAGCAAAGCAAAGCAAAGCAAAUUAAACUAAACUAAACUAAACUAAACAUAAUGGCCGGAGGCAGUCGUAACCAUAACGGCAAGGACACAACUCCUGUAGAUCAGACAAAUACUGAUCUUCAUUUCAUAUCAGAUAUUACUACAAAGCCCCACUCAUUUAAACAAAAUCCAAAUCGUAAACCACCUCCUCGAAGAUAUAAACCAGUUAAACAAUUGAUAAGUGAUGAAGUUAAGUUCUUACAGACAAAGAAUUUAGCGGUAGAUACUCCUACAUAUGUGUCGAUUGUAUCACCUCCUAGUUUAAGACCUCUGAAAAAUUAUUGUGAUAUCACCGGAUUAGAAGGUCCAUAUAAGAAUCCCGCUAAUAUGUUAAGGUUUCAUAAUGUUGAAAUAUAUCAAGAAGUUAUUAAGAAUAUGCCAAGUGGAGUGGAUCAAGAGUAUUUGGAAUUAAGAGGCGCUAAUGUUAUAUUGAAAUAGAUUGUAUAUA
Molecule: messenger RNA, 516 nt
Organism: Scheffersomyces amazonensis
Lineage: Eukaryota; Fungi; Ascomycota; Pichiomycetes; Serinales; Debaryomycetaceae
Exons: 1
Coding region: 81-506 (141 amino acids)
Biological process (GO): chromatin remodeling
Cellular component (GO): Ino80 complex
Source: RefSeq, a predicted model, not a curated record